CUAAGCAAACUUAGUUGUGAUCUGACAUCCGCUGGCAACGUCCGACAUGAUGAAGACUUUAUUUAUAAUAUGCUGUAUGUCUCUCGCCGUAAUGGCGACAUCAGACCAAAAAGAGCUUGAAGAUUUGCUCCACAAUGGAAACAGCAGAUUCACAGCAAACAUGUUUUCCGAGGUAUCAAAAACAAAUCCGAAGAAGAGUUUUGUUUUGUCAGCUUACUCUGUUAUGACGCCUCUUGCACAGCUUGGCCUGGCAUCUGUGGGUGAAUCCCAUGAUGAACUAUUAAACGCGAUUGGACUGCCUAAUGACAAUGUUACGAGGGAAGUUUUUUCUAUGGUGAAUACAAAAUUACGUGCAGUAAAGGAUGUGACACUGAAGGUAGCCAGUAAAAUUUACGUUGCGAAGGGCUUUGAAUUAAACAGUGAGUUUGUCGCAGUUACACGGGACACCUUUGAUUCUGAAGUACAAAAUCUUGACUUCAAUCAGAAACAGAAUGCUGCAAAUGAAGUUAAUACUUGGGUGGAAGAUCACACUAAUAAACGCAUUAAAGAUUUAGUUGAUCCAGACAGCUUAAGCGAUGACACAAGAGCGCUCUUAGUUAACGCUAUUUACUUCAAGGGACUGUGGGACGCUCAAUUCGAUAAAGCUCUGACCCGCGAAAAGGAUUUCCACGUUACCAAAAAUGAUAAGAUCAAAGUGUCUAUGAUGAACCGACGAGGAGACUACAAAUACACAGAAAGCGCUGCAUUGAAAUCUCAGGUUAUAGAAAUUCCCUACAAAGGUCACGAAGCUUCUCUAGUCAUAGUGCUACCUCUUAAAAUUGAAGAUAUCGAUGAGGUACAAGAAAUGCUUAAGGCACCAACUCUUUUAGAUAAAGCCCUCAGUGAAAUGUACGAAGUAGAAGUUGACCUUUCUAUUCCAAGGUUUAAAAUUGAAACCACUACUGAUCUAAAGGAUAUCCUUACAAAGAUGAAUGUCAAAAAGAUGUUCAGCCCGGCCGAAGCUAGACUAGACAAUUUAUUAAAAAAUGUCAAGGAUAGUUUGUACAUAGCUUCAGCUAUACAAAAAGCUUUCAUUGAAGUCAAUGAAGAAGGCGCCGAAGCUGCAGCUGCGAAUGUAUUUGGUGUAUCUUUAUUUGCUGCACACAUUCCUGUGGAACCAAUCAAGUUCAAAGCGGAUCAUCCCUUCUUAUUCUACUUACUAGAUGGAAAUAAUAUUUUAUUUAACGGAGUCUACUAUCCAUAGUUUUCCAAGUUAAAGUCGAGAGUCUGAGUCUCAGCAUUCCUCCAACGUUCUACGCGGAUAGACCAUUUUAUUUUGCUGUGAAAUACAACUCUCUAACAUUGUUUAGUGGUGUGAUGCACGCAAAC
Molecule: messenger RNA, 1368 nt
Organism: Pararge aegeria (speckled wood butterfly)
Lineage: Eukaryota; Metazoa; Arthropoda; Insecta; Lepidoptera; Nymphalidae
Product: antichymotrypsin-2-like
Exons: 10
Coding region: 47-1243 (398 amino acids)
Molecular function (GO): serine-type endopeptidase inhibitor activity
Source: RefSeq, a predicted model, not a curated record